AUGAAGCACAAUUCAAAAAGAACUUGCAAUACAACCAUAACAGAAUUGCAUCACGGAAGCUCAAAGGCAAUGCCUUUCAAUUACAAUAGGACUCUGAUUCAAGAUUGGAAGUUGCCACACUCUUGCUUCUGUACACAAAGUAAUGACCAUAAGUUGGUUUGUUCUCCUGCUCAGUUUUGUUCUACAAUGUUCCUAUAUCGCAUGAAUCUGUUAAAAAAAAACACCAACCCAAAUGCAGUUAUCUAUGAAGGUCUAAGAGCAUGCAAUGACCAGCUAUUGGAACUGGAGGCACCUCAAAAUCAGGGCUCCAAUGCACAAGAGCAAACAAAUGUUACAGAAGUUUGGAGCCCUCCAAAUAGAAACAGACUCAAAUUCAACUGUGAUGGAGCCUAUAAGCAAAAUCAAAAUACAGCUUUAGUAGGAUUCCUCAUUAGAGAUCAUAAAGGGGUAGUGGAAGAAAGAACAAAAUCUAUCCCUGCAUUAUCUAGCUUACACCCUGAAGCACUAUCAAUCCGCGAAGCAUUUCUGAUGGCAGUUGCAGGAAAAAGAAGCAACUGUGGAAGGUGA
Ilex paraguariensis (yerba mate) is the source of this 567-nucleotide messenger RNA. Lineage: Eukaryota; Viridiplantae; Streptophyta; Magnoliopsida; Aquifoliales; Aquifoliaceae. The record is from the annotation of a GenBank genome assembly.